Molecule: messenger RNA, 2841 nt
Organism: Cinclus cinclus
Lineage: Eukaryota; Metazoa; Chordata; Aves; Passeriformes; Cinclidae
Gene: KLHL3
Product: kelch like family member 3
Exons: 16
Coding region: 271-2841 (856 amino acids)
Biological process (GO): monoatomic ion homeostasis; protein K48-linked ubiquitination; renal sodium ion absorption
Cellular component (GO): cytosol
Molecular function (GO): RNA binding; protein binding
Source: RefSeq, a predicted model, not a curated record
GCCUGUGGUCGCCCCCACCCCCGCCCGCCUUUCCGGGGGAGCGGCGGCACCGGGGACGCUCCGACUGUGCUGCCGGUCAGGUGAGGCGGAGCGGAGGCGCCGGGUCGCGCCGAGGGAGCCACUGCCGGCGGCCGCCGCAGCCGUGAGGUCGCGUUGCUCGUACGGGGAAAAAGCGGCAAGACGGAGCAGGGGGGGAAAAAACCUCCGGAGCUGCCCCCGAACAGGAGGAGGAGUCUCGGCGCCAGGCCCAGGCGCGGCACCGGCGGCAGCAUGGAGAACUCGCAGCUGUGUAAGCUGUUCAUCGGCGGGCUGAACGUGCAGACCACGGAGGCUGGGCUGCGGGAGCACUUCGCGGCCUACGGCACCCUCACCGACUGCGUGGUCGUGCUCAACCCGCAGACCAAGCGCUCCCGAUGCUUCGGCUUCGUCACCUACUCGGCGGUGGAGGAGGCGGACGCCGCCAUGGCCGCGUCCCCCCACGCGGUGGACGGGAACGCGGUGGAGCUGAAGCGGGCCGUGUCCCGGGAGGACUCGGCUAAGCCCGGCGCUCACGCGAAGGUGAAGAAGCUCUUCGUGGGCGGCCUCAAAGGGGACGUGGGCGAAGGGGACCUGGUGCAGCACUUCAGCCAGUUCGGCCCUGUGGAGAAGGCCGAGAUCAUCGCCGACAAACAGAGCGGGAAAAAGCGGGGCUUCGGUUUCGUCUACUUCCAGAACCACGACGCCGCCGAUAAGGCGGCCGUGGUCAAGUUCCACCCGAUCCAGGGCCACCGAGUGGAGGUUAAGAAGGCCGUGCCCAAGGAGGACAUCCAGGCGGGCGGGGGAGGCGGCGGCUCUUCCAGGCCCUCCCGAGGAGGCAGAGGAGGAGGAAGGGGUCGGGGCGGCGGCUCCGGCAACCGGGAUCACAACGGGCUGUCCAAAGGAGGCGGCGGCUACAACAGCUACGGCGGCUACGGCGGGGGAGGAGGCGGCGGGUACGGCUCCUAUGGCAGCGGGUCCUACGGAGGCGGAGGCGGCGACUACGGCAACGGGGUGCACUUCUGUGUGAAUGAGAGGAGGCGAAAGCUGAGCCCUGAAAAGCACACCACAAAAGUUGACAUUAAGCAGAGUUCCCGUUCGUCUGAGGCAGCUGAAGAUGAAAAGGACCAGUGUACAGUGACAGUCAAUCCCUCUCACAUGAGAAAGGCUUUCAAGGUCAUGAAUGAAUUACGGAGCAAGCGGCUCCUGUGUGAUGUGGUGAUUGUGGCUGAAACCGUGGAGAUGGAAGCUCACCGGGUGGUGCUGGCAGCCUGCAGCCCUUAUUUCUGUGCCAUGUUUACAGGAGACAUGUCUGAAAGCAAGGCCAAGAAGAUUGAGAUCAAAGAUGUCGAUGGGCAGACCCUGAGGAAGCUGAUUGAUUACAUAUACACCGCUGAGAUCGAGGUCACAGAAGAGAACGUGCAGGUUUUGUUGCCAGCUGCUAGUUUAUUGCAACUGAUGGAUGUUAGAAAAAAUUGCUGUGACUUCCUUCAGUCCCAGCUGCAUCCCACGAACUGCCUUGGCAUCCGCGCCUUUGCCGACGUGCACGCCUGCUCCGAGCUGCUGCAGCAGGCCAACGCCUAUGCAGAGCAGCACUUCCCUGAGGUGAUGCUAGGAGAAGAAUUUCUUAGCCUUAGUCUGGACCAGGUUUGCAGUUUAAUAUCAAGUGACAAGCUCACAGUCUCCUCUGAAGAAAAGGUCUUUGAAGCAGUUAUAUCUUGGAUAAAUUAUGAGAAGGAGUCUCGCUUAGAGCACAUGGCUAAGCUGAUGGAGCAUGUUCGCCUGCCCCUUUUGCCCAGAGAUUACCUGGUACAGACAGUCGAAGAAGAAGCUUUAAUCAAGAAUAACAACACCUGUAAAGACUUCCUUAUCGAAGCCAUGAAAUAUCAUUUGCUUCCUCUGGAUCAAAGGCAACUAAUAAAGAAUCCCAGGACAAAGCCAAGGACUCCCGUUAGCUUGCCAAAGGUGAUGAUUGUGGUGGGUGGGCAAGCACCCAAAGCCAUUCGCAGUGUGGAGUGCUAUGAUUUUGAGGAGGAGAGGUGGGAUCAGGUUGCAGAACUUCCCUCACGGAGAUGCAGAGCAGGCGUGGUGUUCAUGGCUGGCAAUGUCUAUGCCGUGGGGGGCUUUAACGGGUCGCUGCGGGUGCGCACGGUGGACGUGUACGACGGCGUGAAGGACCAGUGGACGUCCAUAGCCAGCAUGCAGGAAAGGCGCAGCACCCUGGGCGCCGCCGUGCUCAACGACCUCCUCUACGCGGUGGGAGGCUUUGAUGGCAGCACGGGUCUGGCAUCAGUUGAGGCCUAUAGCUAUAAAACCAAUGAGUGGUUUUUUGUGGCUCCCAUGAACACAAGAAGAAGCAGUGUUGGAGUUGGAGUUGUGGAGGGGAAGCUGUACGCCGUGGGGGGCUAUGAUGGAGCAUCACGGCAGUGCCUGAGCACGGUGGAGCAGUACAACCCCGCCACCAACGAGUGGACCUACGUGGCUGACAUGAGCACGCGGCGCAGCGGGGCAGGUGUUGGUGUGCUCAGUGGGCUGCUCUACGCCACCGGGGGCCAUGAUGGGCCCUUGGUGAGGAAGAGUGUGGAAGUCUACGACCCAGGGACAAACACCUGGAAGCAAGUAGCAGACAUGAAUAUGUGUAGAAGAAAUGCAGGUGUGUGUGCGGUGAAUGGUCUCCUCUAUGUGGUGGGAGGUGAUGAUGGUUCCUGCAAUUUGGCCUCGGUGGAGUACUACAACCCCAGCACAGACAAGUGGACGUUGUUACCAACCAGCAUGAGCACAGGGAGGAGUUAUGCAGGUGUGGCUGUGAUUCACAAACCCUUGUGA